Messenger RNA from Megalobrama amblycephala (Wuchang bream), 1196 nucleotides. Its product is annotated as chitin biosynthesis protein CHS5-like. Bases 67 to 1095 code for a protein of 342 amino acids. The record is from RefSeq and is a predicted model, not a curated record. The transcript has 5 exons. Lineage: Eukaryota; Metazoa; Chordata; Actinopteri; Cypriniformes; Xenocyprididae.
GAGUUUCUAAAGUGCCUUUUGAUGUUUGAUUGAACAGUCUUCUCAUAUUGCUCACCACAUCUCACCAUGUUGAGACUCUUUGUGUUGCUUACAGCAGUGGUCUGCUGCAAUGCCUGCAGACUCGAAAAGAUGAACAAUCAAGAUUCCACUGAGAGUGAAGAAUCAGGUUGUUCUGACACUGAUGGAAAUUACCAUGAAUUUUCCUCUGAAUGGGAGAAUGGACCUGAAACAUGUGUCUGUGUGGAAUUUGGAAUCAUCUGUUGUGAAAAGUUUGGGGACAACUUUGCCGCACACAUCCCUGAGGACAACACUGUCCCACCCAUCCCUGAAUCCACCCCUGGAAUCAUCGUCGAUUACUUUGGAGCAUUCACUGAGAAUGACGUCGUAGAGACUGAAGAACUCAGCAGUGAUGAAGAGCCUGCUCCUGAAGUCGUUGCUGAAGACUCUCAUGAGCCAGCUGAAGACUCUCAUGAGCCAGCUGAAGACUCUCACGAGUCAGCUGAAGACUCUCAUGAAGACUCUCAUGAGUCAGCUGAAGACUCUCAUGAGUCAGCUGAAGACUCUCAUGAGUCAGCUGAAGACUCUCAUGAGCCAUCUGAAGACUCUCAUGAGUCAGCUGAAGACUCUCAUGAGCCAGCUGAAGACUCUCAUGAGUCAGCUGAAGACUCUCAUGAGUCAGCUGAAGACUCUCAUGAGUCAGCUGAAGACUCUCAUGAGUCAGCUGAAGACUCUCAUGAGUCAGCUGAAGACUCUCAUGAGCCAGCUGAAGACUCUCAUGAGCCAGCUGAAGACUCUCAUGAGUCAGCUGAAGACUCUCAUGAGCCAGCUGAAGACUCUCAUGAGCCAGCUGAAGACUCUCAUGAGCCAGCUGAAGACUCUCAUGAGCCAGCUGAAGACUCUCAUGAGCCAGCUGAAGACUCUCAUGAGUCAGCUGAAGACUCUCAUGAGCCAGCUGAAGACUCUCAUGAGCCAGCUGAAGACUCUCAUGAGCCAGCUGAAGACUCUCAUGAGUCAGCUGAAGACUCUCAUGAGCCAGCUGAAGACUCUCAUGAGCCAGCUGAAGACUCUCAUGAGUCAGCUGAAGACAGUGAAUAAUCCAAACAUCCUGAACAGCAAAAAUACUCUUGCAUAUAUACUUUUUUUAAAAUUUAAUGAGGCUUUACACUGAUAAAUAAACAUACCUGAACAUCUGUGGU